Molecule: messenger RNA, 4603 nt
Organism: Insectozyma verbasci
Lineage: Eukaryota; Fungi; Ascomycota; Pichiomycetes; Serinales; Debaryomycetaceae
Source: the annotation of a GenBank genome assembly
AUGUCGUUGAAAAAGAACAUUUUCACUCCAUUGAAAUUAAAUAUACUUGAAAUACCAUUAAAUUCAAAACCAAAUCCUUUAAUACAUUUUACUCCAGAUCAGUUAAAAUCACUACCGUGGAAAGAUUAUUUAUAUUUAAAUGAGAUACCGUAUGGCUCAAAUGAAGAGAGGGAAAUAAUAUGUUAUAAUGUGAUAAAUUUGAUUUACGAUGAAAUAUUGAAUUCUCCAAGUUUAGCAGAUGGGUUAUUUAAUGGUUUAAAAGAUGAAACCAUGAAGAAAUAUGUGAUUGAAGCAUUGACUGAAAAGUUCAAGGGCGAUAAAAUUAAACUAUCAAUUUUUCAAUUUAUUUCUAGACCAAAUGAUAUUGAAACUCGAGAUUUAUUUUUUGAAAUAUUUAAACAAAUUAUAUGGAUGAAUGAAACUAAUGAAACGAGAUGUGAUUUAUUAUUUAAUUAUUUUGAGAAAAUAUGUAAAACAAGUUAUGUCAAUUCAGAAUUGUAUGUGAUUUUAGCCAACGAAUUUAACGAAUUGCUCAAAAUUUCCAAAAAGAAACAAAACCAGCUUUUUGUUUACAUGCUAAAUCUCAAUUUGAAAGUAUAUCCACCUAAAUUAUAUAAAGAAUUUUACAAAUCAGUAAAUGCAAAUAGUUUUGGAUUUUCGAAAAAUCAUAUAUAUGUCAAUUCAAAACUGAAACUCAGUAUAAUUCAAAAAAACAGGAUAACUAGGUUUUAUUCUUUUGUUGAGUUCAAUAAGUUGAUAUACAAUAGUCAAGAGCCUUACAAGGCAAUGUUUUUGUUAAAUUGUAUGGUUGAAAAAUUUGAAUUAUUAUGUCAGAAAUCAACCAGCAAAUCUAAAAUUAAUCAAAGUUUAUCAUUAAUUAUAAAAUCUGUUUUGAAAUUAGUUUUAAAAUAUCAUGGAUCAGAAAAUGGAACUCAAAUUUUAAAAUAUAUGAUUAAAGAAAAUUUUUCAAUUGAUUUUGAAGUUUAUGCAAUAUUAUUGUCUAGUUUACGUAAGGAAGGAAAUAAUGAACAAUUCAUAUCAGUGCUAAAUAAUCUAGAUUUAAAGUCAAUUACUCAUGAACAAAAAAUGUUUUUAAGUAAUGAAAUAUUAUUAUUAAUUAAAAAUAAAUUUCCAACCUCACCUAAAGUUUUCAUUGGAUAUAUUGGUGCUUUAUUUAAUGAUGGCCUAGAAAUAUUAAAUGAAUUACGACUUUUGAAUUUACCAUCAUCUGAUAAAAUUACUCAUUAUGAUAAUAUACAAUUAGCAAAUAUUGAUUCAAAUUUAACAGUACCACAUUUAGAUUCAUUUGGAAUAUCAAACAUGUAUGAAGUUAUUUUUAAUUCAAUGGAAGAAAUAGACAUUAAUACGAUGGAUAUGUUGUUUCAGCAUUUUUUGAAAUAUCAAUUAGAGGCCAACUUAAAAUCAGAUGUAAUAAUACAGUUAUUCAUAGACAAGUUAUUGAUGAUCAAUAAGUCAAAGUUCAUAUUCAAUUCCUCCGUACAAAACUUUGAAUUUGCAAAGAAAAUAUUCAAUUCCUUAUUACAUUCACAUCUUAAUUCAAAAGCAUUUGGCUCACUAGUUUGGGUAUCACUAACUCAUCAUGAUGAUUUAACCAUUGCAAUGAAAAUAGUUAAAUAUUUAUACGAUAACAAUCAACCACUUCAUUUUAUUCAUUUGUACCCAUUGAUAAAUUAUCAUCAUAGACAUAACAAUCGAGAACUUGCCAAAUUUUGGUUUAAUCAAUUAAUCAAAUCAGGAGAAUAUUUCAAUUCUUCACAUGCACAGGCUCUACACAAAAUUUCAAAAGAGUUGGGUUAUAAUUUUAAUAAAUUUAAGUAUAAUUAUAAUUUAAAGAUGAAGAAACAAAAUGAUAAACAAGCAAUUUUAAACUUAUCAUCAUUCAAUCCAGCAUCAUUGAAAAAUAGCGACAAUCAAAUUGAUGAAAUUACAAAAGAGAUAAUAAAUUAAUAGAUGCAAUAAGAUUUUUUGUAGAAUUUUUUAAUGAAAUUUAUUUUAACGACACACAAUUGGUAGCGAUUUGUUUCAGAUUUUUAUUUUUGUUGUAUUUUAUUUUAUUAUUAAUUUAGCCGCAUUAGGCAAUUUCAAAACAAGAUGAACUUAUAAAAUUUGAAUUCUAUUAAUUUUAUCGUGAUCUUCAAUGAAUGAAUUACCAAUGAGUUCGCCUAUCAGUAAUGGUAGAACUACGUAUUAUAGAAAUAGUACACCCAAGAAACAAGCUUCGCUGAUACUACUGCUGCUGCAUACAACAUUAAAUUCCGAGCAUAAUAUUGAUUCAACAAAAUCAUUCCAUGAAAUUGCUCUCCAUAUUAAUAAUACAUUGGAAGAGCUAGAUAAGAUAUACAACAUAAUUGGAUACUCAAACUCAGAAACAUUAUCUAAAAAGAAUGAAAUUUUCAAUAUUAUUCAAGAUACAAUUGUUAAUUUUUCAACUAAUUUAAAUAGAGAACGAAAUAAUAUCGAGAAUGAAUGUGAGUGGCUAAGACAACAGAUUCAGAUAAUAUUAUCAAUGAUUAAUGAUAUUAAAGGAGACAAAAAUUUAAAUUUGAUUGAAAAGGGAUUAGUUUUUAAAAAUCAAUCACUUUAUGAGGAUGGAUAUAAAGAACAAAUAUUGACUAGGAUGACAAAUCAAUUACAAGGAGAGUGUGGAGAUUACGACAUACACAUAGAUAAAGAUUUAUCAAUUGAAAGACAGUAUGAGUAUUUAAUGAACAAUAUACCUGUGUUAUCAUUAUUACAACAACGAAACAAAUUAAAUUUAAUUUUCCUACAAGUUUUAAAAUCAUUUAUAAAGAUGUUUAAACAGUUGAAUUAUGUCAAUUUGCAAUAUAUUGAAUUAAUUGAAGUUAUAGGGUAUGAUAAUUCAUUAGAUCCAAAAUUAAAUAUGCUCCCUGCGAAACCAGAUGCCAUAUAUCAUCAAGAAAUUAUUAAAGAAUUUGAAUCAGUAACAAAAACAAUUAAAUCUUCUAACCACUCCUAUAUUUUAGCUAGUCCAAUAAAAAAUGUAUCACCAAAAAGAAAUCAAGCUGUUGAUCUAGAUGAAAAUUUUAUACAAUUACGAGAUUUAAAUUAUCAAUUAAUUAAAAUUAUACGAGGGUUGAAGAUAACUAAAAUUACACCAGAGUUUUUAUUACAUGUUAAUAGUGAAUUGGAAAAGGGUAAAAGUAUAACUGAGAAGAGAAAACAACAAGUUUUAAAAAUCUUGGAAAAUUGUUUCGAAUUUAUAAGUUUAUUAAAUUUAAAUAAUGAUCAAAUUUUGGAAUUACAAAAAUCUAAUAGUCAAGAAGAAGCUAUAUUAGAUCUUGAAACUUUAGAAGCCAUAAGGAACGAACCACAUCAAUUCGGUUUGAAUGACGAUCAUAUAAAUUUUCUUCAGGUAUUUCAAAAUUUGUUAAAGACUACAUAUGAGGAUAAAAAAGCUAAAUGGCAUGAAUUAUACAAUACAUGUACUUUAUUAUGGAAAAAAUUAGGUGAAAAUAGUGAAUAUAUUGAAAAUUUCCUAACUCGAAAUAAUUCAAUUUCAGAUUUAUCAAUACUAAAUUUCAAAAUGGAAUUGAAUAAAUUAUAUAUUAGACGUUCUGAAUUUAUUGAAAGUUUUAUAAACGAUGCAAGAAUUGAAAUUGAAAAGUUAUGGGAUAGAAUGUAUUAUUCAAUUGAAAUGAGACAAGAUUUUGAAUUUUUUAAUUAUAAUCCUGAAAAUGAUGAUGAUGAAACAAAUAAGGAAGUAGUUUUAAACAAACAUGAAUUGGAAUUAAAGAGAUUAAAAGAAGAAUUUAAUGAAAAGAAACCAGUAUUUGAAUUGUAUAACGAAUUGAAUGACUUAUUAAAAGAUCAGCAAUUUUUAAUUGAAAGUUCAAAAGAUUCAUCAAGAUUACUUAGUAAGAAUUCAUGUAAAAUACUACUUAAUGAAGAAAAAAUCAGGAAAAAGAUCAAUAAGAAUUUACCCAAAACUAUUGAAAAUUUGAAAAAUGAAGUGACGAAAUAUAAUAACCUAGCACUUUCAAAAAAUCAAAAAAAGUUAACUAUAAAUGGUGAAGAUUUCUUUGAGAAGGUAUGCUUUAUGUCAAGUGAACUUCAUAAAGUGAAAAAUAUUAGUUCAUCAAAAGUUAGAGCUGAUGUAAAAUCACCAAAUAAACUAAGGUUUACCAGACCAACAUCGUCACCAGAAAGAAAAUCUCCAACUAAAUCAUUUUCAAGGAUUCAAAAAGAAGCUAAUAUAAAAAAAGUUAUCCCGAAACGACAAACUAUACCGUCAUCCAAAUUCAAUUCAUCAAUUUCAAUUCAUGAAAGUCCCAUACAAGCUUCAAGAAUGAAUUCAUUUCGAAAUAAACCACCAGAAGUUUUAUUACAACCUUUAAACUCACCUUUAAAACCUUUAAAUCAUGAUAAACCACUAUUUCAAAAUUCAAAACAGCAUACACAAAAUUCAUUUGAUAAAGAAAAUAUGGAUUCGUCACUAUUUGAUUUAUCACCUAUUAAAUUGUCUAAAUUUCAAGAUGAAGUAAGUAAUGUCGAUACUUCAACUUUAAUAGGUGAUGAUUAUUUAAAUUGGAGAGAUGAAAAAAUUAAACAAUUAAAUAAUUAA